Molecule: messenger RNA, 432 nt
Organism: Henningerozyma blattae CBS 6284
Lineage: Eukaryota; Fungi; Ascomycota; Saccharomycetes; Saccharomycetales; Saccharomycetaceae
Gene: DIB1
Product: U4/U6-U5 snRNP complex subunit DIB1
Exons: 1
Coding region: 1-432 (143 amino acids)
Biological process (GO): mRNA splicing, via spliceosome
Cellular component (GO): U4/U6 x U5 tri-snRNP complex; U5 snRNP; spliceosomal complex
Source: RefSeq, a predicted model, not a curated record
AUGGGUAGUGUAUUCUUACCUCAUUUACACACAGGAUGGCAUGUUGAUCAAGCUAUUGUCACAGAAACUGAACGACUGGUUAUAGUUCGAUUCGGUAAUGAUUCAAAUAAAGACUGUAUGAUUAUGGAUGAAUUAUUAUAUUCAAUAGCAGAAAAGAUUAAAAAUUUUGCAACAAUUUAUUUAGUGGAUAUUCAAGAAGUUCCUGAUUUUAAUGAGAUGUACGAGUUAGUUGAUCCAAUGACUAUAAUGUUUUUCUAUCAAAAUAAACAUAUGAUGUGUGAUUUUGGUACUGGUAAUAAUAAUAAACUGAACUUUGUAAUAGAUGAUGAUCAAGAAUUAAUAGAUAUUAUUGAAACAAUAUUUAGAGGUGCUAGAAAAAAUAAAGGGUUAGUAGUAUCACCAUAUGAUUACAACUAUAAGAGGGUUGAUUGA